Molecule: messenger RNA, 1581 nt
Organism: Symbiodinium sp. CCMP2592
Lineage: Eukaryota; Dinophyceae; Suessiales; Symbiodiniaceae
Source: the annotation of a GenBank genome assembly
AUGCUUCUGGAAAUGGAGCAGUUCACGCAGGAACGGAGCGGGAAUGGCUUGGAGAGAGACAGUGCUUUUGCUGCUUCAGGCAGGCCUUCGAGUGGCAUCAAUGCCGCAGUCGCUUGCCGCAGUGGCCUGUUCAUCUCAAGAUUCAGCCAGCCUGUGCGUGUUGUUGUCUGCUUGAGUCGUGCUCCGCUUAACAGCCAGGUGCGUGAAGAUAAUCUGCAUCGUUUGCAUGACUUCUGCGUGAAGAGUCCGCGCCCUGCUUCUACUGGACUGCCGUUGCAACACGAGCAUAAAUCGAGUGGUUGUGGCAGUAGGCAGUGCCUCGAGGUGAUGAGGAUGAUGGGGCAAGGCAUCGAUGGUCUUGAGGGUGUUGGGCUGCGGAACGUGGUCGAGGCCGUAAAGUUGCAGCAGCGGCUACAUGUCUCUCUGCAGAGGCGGCUGCAGAGUUUUCUGAGCGAGGUCAUGAUGAGAAGGGUGCACGCAAGACUGAAAGUCAAGGGUACAGGUGGCGGUCAAGUCAUGAUUGCCCUUCAGGAGCUGGUUCGGGACGAGGAUUGGAUCCUCCUCACCGAAACCGAGCAUGCGGCAACGAGAUCUUCGCGAGUGCGCAGUGUCGUGAGGGAAAACUUAGUCCUCAUCGCGAACAUCAUGCAGUUCUUUUCCAUCCGCAUCUUGGCCGCCGCAGUAGCUCUGAGCAGUUGCAUAUGUCGGGUGGGCCGACUGCAGCUGAGAUCGCAGCGGCCCGAUGGCGAGGAUGCGGUAGCCUCAGAUAAUCAGACGCCUUGUCACCUUGGCGAGUCAAAUAGCGAGGAUGCGAUUGCGGCCAGCUCGGCAGUUCUGUUUACACGCGGAUUUUUGCUGGAUCAGGUGCUCCGUGCAGAGCCCGAGGCAGACUCCCAGGUCUUGGAUCCAGACGAAUCUUCGCCGCUUCCCUUCUUGCCUGAGCUGUCACACAUGGAUGGGCUCCGGCGCCGCCAGAACCAGCCCACCAAGGACCGCAGCUGGCUCCAGUUCGGCCUCGGCGCGUCCGACCCUCGGGCAGCCACGGCAGCGAGCGUGCUGCAGACACCAGACCUGCUAUGCUCGUUCAAGGAACUGGCAACUUUGGAGGUUGUUUCUUGUCGUGAUGGCUUUGAGGCCUUUGACGCUCCCGGCCUGGUGUUCGACAGGGCAAAGUGCUACAAAGAGCAGAUCCUGGCCAGCAAACGAGCGCUGGACAAACUAAGGGCGGACGAGUGCUGGACUCGUGUUGACUGCGAUGGUGAUUACAUACGACGCGUUGCAGGGACUGUGGGGACUGUGUCACCUCUCUUCAAGAUCAAGGACGCCUUAAUGGAGGUCUACUCAGAGGAUCCACCGAACCUCCCGGACCUGGAGGAUGUUCUCAAGAACCUGUCACAGCUGGACUACCAGGCCUACUGCACAAUAUUUGCCAUCAACGGCGGGCCAGAGAGCUUCAGAAAGUACAUGGCUGAGGCAUCAAAUUCUUUGGAUGUGGUCAUCAAGGACUUCGCCGCGCUUGCCAAGGCAGGGAAGACAAGGGCUUGGGGCGUUCUUGCGCUCUUGAGUUCUUGGCAAGCUUGA